UAACUUCUCUGCCGGAUCCGUACACUAGAGGGCGCGGUUCCCCCGCAGCGCCAGUCGACGUCAGGAAGCAGCUGAUGGUGCUGUCAUCUGGUUUACGGCAAGUCUGAAAAUGCGAACCGUGAUGCUGGAUUUGCUGUUCUUGGUAAUAGUAUAGUUUGCUUGUGUAGGCAGUCAUACCGCGAUAUACCCAGGCAAUCAAUACAAAUGUUUUGUGGGAGACCAUAAAAAUUCUUGAUACGUAAAACACACUGGGUUUACUGCACGGUUGCUUAUACGUGUUACAGGAAAAGAGUGGAAGUGACAUAUCUGGCUGAACUGUGUGUAUAUAUAUACACACACAACUGUGAUCUUAUCGCUGGUAGUGCACACCGUCCUGAUCGCGAGUCGUCCGGUCGGGUUCAUGCCGCAUGGCUUCCGGCUUCGCUCCCCCGAAACUGGCCGACUUCAUUCUUACCGAGAAGCUGGGCAGUGGCACGUAUGCCACGGUAUACAAAGCAUACAGGAAGGGGGACAAUCGAGAAGCAGUGGCUGUGAAAGUCGUAAGCAAGAAGAGUCUGAAUAAGACCUCCAUGGAGAACCUGCUCACGGAAAUCGAAAUCCUCAAGACUGUGCGACACCCUCACAUCGUGCAGCUGAAGGACUUCCAGUGGGACUCGGAGAACAUCUACCUGAUCCUGGAGUGGUGCUCCGGAGGAGACCUGUCCCGCUUCAUCCGCAGCCGCCGUCUGCUCCCAGAGAGGGUAGCACGUCGCUUCCUGCAGCAGAUAGCAUGCGCCCUGCAGUUCCUGCAUGAGCGGAACAUCUCCCACCUGGACCUCAAACCUCAGAACAUUCUUCUCAGCGGCUCCGUGCUGAAGUUGGCAGACUUUGGCUUUGCACAGUACAUGUCUCCCUGGGACGAGCAGAGCGCCCUCCGCGGAUCGCCACUCUACAUGGCUCCGGAGAUCGUGUGUCGACGGCAGUACGAUGCCCGGGUGGACCUCUGGUCCGUGGGCGUCAUCCUGUACGAGGCUCUUUUCGGACGUCCACCAUUCGCCUCUCGCUCAUAUGUGGAGCUGGAGGAGAAGAUCCGUAGCGACCGUGCCAUUGAGUUGCCCGCCGGGGCCAGGGUGUCCCGACCCUGCCGGGACCUGCUGCAGCGGCUGCUGGAGCGCAACCCCGAUGCUCGCAUCUCCUUCUCGCAGUUCUUCUCGCACCCCUUUGUGGACAUGGAGCACAUGCCCAGCGCAGAGAGCCUGGACAGAGCGAAGGCGCUUGUGCUGCAGGCUGUGGAAAAAGACGAGGAUGGGGCCUGGCCGGCGGCCUUGUCCCUCUACUGCAGCGCCCUGGAGCACUUCGUACCCGCCAUUCACUAUGAGAUGGACAGACAGCGCAAAGAAGCCUUGCGACAGAAGGUUCACCAGUACGUGUCGCGGGCAGAAGAGCUGAAGGCUUUGGUGGCCUCGGACAACAGGACGAGCUUCGAGGAGGCGCGGUCUGCCAGGGACAUCCUGCGCGAGAUGUCCCGGGACCAACCUCGUGUGCUCGGUGCCCUGGAGGUGGCAGCCGCUGCAGUGGCCAAGGAGGAGAGUGGGAUGGAGGACUGGGACACGCUGGACCUGUACCAGCAGAGCCUGGGCGAACUCCUACUGGCGCUGGCAGGGGAGGCCCAGGGUCGGAGAAAGGAGCUUCUCCACGCUGAGAUCAAGCGUCUGAUGACCAGAGCGGAAUGCCUCAAAGAGCAUCUGAAGAUGCGAGAUGCGCAGACAGACGUGUCCCUAGACAAGGAGGGUCUGGCGGAAUCGGUGCGGAAUUCAUGCUGCCUGCAGUGACCACCAUGCUCCAGGGAUCUCAGACGACGUGGUGAACCAGCAGCUGUCCAUACAGCCCCCCACCCCCCCAGGGUCCCCUCACACACCAAGCAGAAACAUUUACUUUCGCGUUCAACUCUGAACACUUCUGUAGCACGAGGUUUGCUACUUUUCAGCUCUUUCUGGCCUCGACUACUUGCAUUAUGUCUAUCAUAUCAAGAUUGCAUGCACACUGACGCAUAAAAGAUCGGCGGAAACUCGCACAUGAACAUCAAAUUGAUUUUGCCUGCACCUGUGGGACAUUCAUCCACACCGUUAUUGAAUCUCUGCACACCGUCGUGUGUGCAUGCUUACCUCCUGCACAAAGCCAUGCAGUGCAACCGUGCAGCACAGCCGCGCAGGUGAAUCUAGACACCUCGUUCCCCUUUUGCAUUUAUUACUUUAGUCAGGCACAGGUGGCCACAUGACUUGACCGAGUUCGUCAGUGACCCAGUAUCCACAGGUCCAAACCCAACAACCCACCCUGGCCCAGCGGAUGAGGAGCGUGCUUCUCCCGAGUUGCGUAAACGAGCCGGUACUGCAGCGUGUCGUCUUACCCAUGUUGCGACUCCAUUAAAUGGAAACAUGUUUCACUUGUAAAUCUCAGUAUGGGAAUCAGAAUUCCACAUGAAAGCCUUAAUGGAGCUGUAUGUGUUCCCUUCAUUUUUUGUGUUGGAUGAUUUUUAUAAUUAUAUUUGAAUUAAUUUAUUAAAUCUCUAUUGCAAUG
Brienomyrus brachyistius is the source of this 2556-nucleotide messenger RNA. RefSeq names its product unc-51 like kinase 3 (gene ulk3). The record is from RefSeq and is a predicted model, not a curated record. Gene Ontology annotation, molecular function: protein serine/threonine kinase activity; ATP binding. The transcript has 16 exons. Lineage: Eukaryota; Metazoa; Chordata; Actinopteri; Osteoglossiformes; Mormyridae. Gene Ontology annotation, cellular component: autophagosome; cytoplasm. Gene Ontology annotation, biological process: autophagy; autophagosome organization; peptidyl-serine phosphorylation. The coding region runs from base 408 to 1811 and encodes 467 amino acids.